Cinara cedri is the source of this 1949-nucleotide messenger RNA. The record is from the annotation of a GenBank genome assembly. NCBI's taxonomy places the organism in Eukaryota, Metazoa, Arthropoda, Insecta, Hemiptera, Aphididae.
UAAUUUAAACUACUAAAAGAGCAAAGUUAGAUGGCCAGGAAAUGGUGAUUUCUGGUCAGACGACUACCGCGUUAUUUAUUCUGGUGAUGAAACACCAGGACGAGCGGGUGUAGGAUUUAUUAUAAAUAAGAAAUGGGGCCACCAAAUAGUGAGCAAAAUAACAUAUAACGAUAGGCUUAUAUUGAUUAAGNUUAGAGAAUAUUAAACUAGAAAUUAUGAGAUUAGACAUAGACAUACUAGGUGUGAGCGAAGUUAGAUGGUCAGGAAAUGGUGAUUUCUGGUCAGACGACUACCGCGUUAUCUAUUUUGAUGAUGAAACACCAGGACGAGCGGGUGUAGGAUUUAUUAUAAAUAAGAAGUGGGGCCACCAAAUAGCUAGCAAAAUAACAUAUAACGAUAAGCUUAUAUUGAUUAAGCUUAGAGCUAAACCAAAUGAUAUAGUACUAAUCCAAGUGUAUUUUCCCACAUCAGAUGCAGAAGAUGACGCUAUAGAAGAGGUAUAUUCUGGCCUAGAAGAGCUUUGUAAACUAGCAAAAGGAGAAGAUAAUUUAAUAAUAAUGGGUGAUUGGAAUGCUCUAGUAGGAGAAGGUGCAGAGGGUCAAGAAGUAGGUGCAUUCGGUCUAGGAACUAGAAAUGAAAGAGGAGACCGCCUUGUAGACUUCUGUAAGCAACAUGAUAUGACCAUAACUAAUACAUUCCAAAAUAUUCACCGCAGAAAAAGAUAUACUUGGAAAAUGCCAGGGGAUAUCAGAAGAUAUCAAAUCGACUAUAUCAUAGUGAGGAAGAGGUUCAGGAAUCAAGUACAAAGAUGCAAAACAUAUCUAGGCACAGACGUGAACAGCGACCAUAAUCUUCUCAUGAUGAAAUGUAAUGUAGUGUAUAAGAAACUAACAAGAAGAAAUCAAACAUCAAGGAAAUACGACUUAAGAAUGCUAAAAGAUAAUACCANAAAUACAGCCUAUACAUCCUACACCAAUGAAAAAAUAAAGUUAAACCCGCUAUUUCCAAGUGACACUACGGAAGACAAAUGGAAUAAAAUAAAGGAUGCUAUACAUAACGCAGCCAGCAACACGUUGAAAAGAAACUCACCAGAGCCUAGGAAACCAUGGAUAAACGAUAACAUUAUAAGAGAUAUUGAAGAGAGAAGGAAAUAUAAAAACGCCAAAGAUAAUCAUGGAAUACGGAGAUAUAAAGAGCUGAAGAACAAAAUUAAUAGAGAGGCAAAAUUUGCAAGAGAGAAAUGGUUAGAAGAAAAGUACCGAGAAGUGGAACAAUUGCUUAGGAAUAACAGGUUGGAUCAAGCGUUUAACAUAAUUAAGAAAUUCUUUAGAGGAAAAAAGAAACUAAACAGCAGAAUAAGAGACAUAGACGGAAACUUGAUACUGGAUAACGACAAAAUAACAACAAGAUGGAAAAAAUAUCUUGAAGCUUUAUACCAGGAAGGAGAAGCAGCUAAUCUCAAUAAUAAUAACAAUCCAGAUAUGCAAAGAGAAGUAAUCUUAAGAGGCGAGUUUAGCAGAACUUUAAAGUUAAUGAAAACAGGUAAAGCAGCCGGUAAAUAUGACAUAGCAAUGGAACUUAUUCAAAAUGCGAGUACAGAAUUACAAGACGANGAGAUCCCAAAAGACUUCAAGGAAAGCAUUAUAAUACCUAUACCUAAAAAUGCAACGGCAGAUAAAUGCAAUGAAUUUAGAACAAUAAGUUUAAUGGCACACGCAGCCAAAAUCCUAGUAAAGAUAAUAUGCUCCCGAAUUGAGAGCAUAGUAGAAAAAGAGUUAAGCGACAACCAAUUCGGGUUCAGAAGGAACAAAGGUACUAGAGAGGCAAUCAUAAGCUUAAGAUUAUUGAUAGAAAAACAAAUAGAAUUUAAUAAAGACACAUUUAUAGCGUUUAUUGAUUUGGAAAAAGCUUUCGAUAAGGUACCAUGGAAAGGUCUAUUCUAUACUUAA